ACGUAUUUCAAUGAAAGACCAGGUGGACCCCAAAUCCACAGACCUUUGCUCAGCAGCCGAGGGCAGUAAAGCCCGGUUGCUGGGGCGGGGAGCGGGCCCGGGCGGACUACAGCUCCCGAAGGGCUGCGGGCGGCUCCGCUUCCUGCCCCGGCCGCGGGAGCCCAUGGAGCCGACGGAGGGCGCCGAGGAGGAGCGGGUGGUGCAGUGCCCCGUGUGCCUGCGGGAGCUGCCGGGCGCCGACAUCAACCCGCACCUGGACCGCUGCUUGCAGGCCGGCGGCGCCGAGGCCGAGCCCCCCAGCAAGAGGCCGCGCCUCGCCGCCGCCCCGCCGGGCAGCCAGGCCGAGGGGCAGCCGGAGGAGGCCCGUCCGGCCGCCGGGUCCCCCGUCUUCUCCCUCUUCCACAAGGGCCGCGGCGGCGGGCAGAGCCCGGCAGCCGCCGGCGGGAGGAGCGGCGCGGGGCGGGACGAGGCCGCCGAGCAGCCGGGCCAUGGAUGCGCGGCCGCGCUGUGCGGGGAGAGCCUGGCGCAGAAGCUGGAGGGGAAGCCCCUGGCCGAGCGGCUGCGGCCGGACGCGCUGGGGGACUACGUGGGGCAGGAGCGGGUGCUGGGGGCGCAGACCCUGCUGCGGUCCCUGCUGGAGUCCCACGAAAUCCCCUCCCUCAUCCUCUGGGGGCCGCCGGGCUGCGGGAAGACUACACUGGCACACAUCAUAGCCAACAGCAGCAAAAAGAAUGGCAUGAGGUUUGUGACACUAUCAGCCACAAGUGCCAAGACAAAUGAUGUUCGAGAUGUCAUCAGCCAAGCCCAGAAUGAAAAAAGACUCUUCAAGAGAAAAACUAUCCUCUUUAUUGAUGAGAUCCAUCGUUUCAAUAAAUCUCAGCAGGACACUUUCCUUCCUCACGUCGAGUGUGGGACGGUGACCCUGAUAGGAGCGACCACAGAAAACCCUUCCUUCCAAGUCAACGCCGCUCUCCUGAGCCGGUGCCGGGUGAUCGUCCUGGAGAAGCUCUCGGCUGAAGCGAUGGAGGCAAUUCUGAUGAGGGCGGUCAGGUUCUUAGGCCUCCAGGUUUUGGGCCAGGGCGACCAGCACGGCACCCCUGCGACUGGCAGCAGCAGCAAGAGCUCGGAAUUCCCGGUGUACAUAGAGGAGAAAGCUCUGAACACACUUGCCUAUCUUUGCGAUGGGGAUGCCAGGACUGGGUUGAACGGACUCCAGUUGGCAGUUCAGGCCAGAAUAGCAGCAGGAAGGAACGCUCCUUUGAACACCACUGCCAAAGGUGGUGCUGCAGAUGGCAUUCUGGUAACAGAAGAGCAUGUAAAGGAAGGGCUCCAGCGAUCUCACAUCCUGUAUGACCGAGCAGGAGAAGAACAUUACAACUGCAUCUCUGCCCUGCACAAGUCUAUGAGAGGCUCUGAUGAAAACGCCUCCCUUUACUGGCUUGCUCGAAUGCUUGAGGGCGGUGAGGAUCCACUCUAUGUAGCAAGGAGGCUGGUGAGGUUUGCAAGUGAAGACAUAGGACUGGCAGAUCCUCUGGCUUUAACGCAAGCAGUUGCUGCUUAUCAAGGCUGUCACUUCAUUGGAAUGCCUGAGUGUGAGGUGAUUCUAGCACAGUGUGUAGUGUACUUUGCCAGGGCCCCAAAGUCUAUAGAGGUGUACAGGGCAUAUGGCAAGGUCAAGGAAUGCCUGAGGAUGCACACGGGACCACUGCCCCCUGUUCCUCUGCACCUGAGAAACGCCCCAACAAAGCUCAUGAAGAACUUGGGCUAUGGAAAAGGCUACAAAUACAACCCCAUGUACAAGGAACCUGUGGAGCAGGACUAUCUACCAGAAGAAUUGAAAGGAACAGACUUUUUCAAGGAACAAAAAACAUGACUGCUGUGCUCAGAAUGGGUUUUGAUUUUAUGGCUCAUACAUUUCUACUGGGAUCAAAAUUCCCCUACAGUGUCAGCUAGCUGUUACUGUGGUUGACAGGAUUAAGCCACCAAGCCUUCCAUAUACUUUUUUAUCCUUCUGCUUUUAUUGCUGUUGUUCAGCAGUUACUUUGUAAAGGAUUGCAGUUAGGCAGUGUAGAAAUGCAAAAAUAAGCUUAAUCCAUAUAGUGCUGUCACUGGUUUAAAUGAAAUUAAGAAAAAUCAAGAGACUUGUGUUUCUGGCUCUUGCUGUGAGACAAGAAAUAUUACUGUGCUGCUUUUUAAAAUCAGUGUCUAUUUCAGAUUUGGAGAACAUCAUUUUCCAGAAAAAUAAUAAAUUGUACCCCCUCUGCUAAAAUACUGUACAAAAUACAAUUACAGAGUAAUUUUUGCUUGUUAUGAUGUUUCAAAGACCAAUUUUGUACGACAGUUAUUGAACCAAUAAAGCUGUUACAAAUAG
Motacilla alba alba is the source of this 2371-nucleotide messenger RNA. RefSeq names its product WRN helicase interacting protein 1 (gene WRNIP1). Gene Ontology annotation, molecular function: ATP binding; enzyme activator activity; single-stranded DNA helicase activity. Lineage: Eukaryota; Metazoa; Chordata; Aves; Passeriformes; Motacillidae. The record is from RefSeq and is a predicted model, not a curated record. Gene Ontology annotation, biological process: regulation of DNA repair; DNA-templated DNA replication; DNA repair. The transcript is spliced from 7 exons. Gene Ontology annotation, cellular component: nucleus. Bases 11 to 1873 code for a protein of 620 amino acids.